This is a messenger RNA of Orycteropus afer afer, 1026 nucleotides long. RefSeq names its product glycine receptor alpha 4 (pseudogene). Gene Ontology annotation, cellular component: neuron projection; plasma membrane; synapse. Gene Ontology annotation, biological process: nervous system process; signal transduction; chloride transmembrane transport. The record is from RefSeq and is a predicted model, not a curated record. Gene Ontology annotation, molecular function: transmitter-gated monoatomic ion channel activity; transmembrane signaling receptor activity; glycine binding. NCBI's taxonomy places the organism in Eukaryota, Metazoa, Chordata, Mammalia, Tubulidentata, Orycteropodidae.
AUGACAGCUCUUGUUCCAGUAACCCUCUCCUUCCUUCUCCUCUGGACCCUGCCAGGGCAGGUCCUCCUCAGGGUGGCCUUGGGUAAAGAAGAAGUCAAAUCUGAGACCAAGGGUGUUACACAGCCCAUGUCCCCCUCUGAUUUUCUGGACAAGCUUAUGGGGCGAACAUCUGGAUAUGAUGCUAGGAUUCGGCCCAAUUUUAAAGGCCCACCCGUGAACGUGACCUGCAAUAUCUUCAUCAACAGUUUUGGCUCUGUCACCGAGACCACUAUGGACUACCGGGUGAAUGUCUUCUUGCGGCAGCAGUGGAAUGACCCACGCCUGGCCUAUCGAGAGUAUCCUGAUGACUCACUGGACCUUGAUCCCUCCAUGCUGGACUCCAUCUGGAAGCCAGACCUGUUUUUUGCUAAUGAGAAAGGGGCCAACUUCCAUGAGGUGACCACAGACAACAAGUUACUGCGCAUCUUCAAGAAUGGGAAUGUGCUCUACAGCAUCAGGCUGACUCUCAUUUUGUCCUGCCCAAUGGACCUCAAGAACUUCCCUAUGGACAUCCAGACCUGCACAAUGCAGCUGGAGAGCUUUGGCUACACCAUGAAUGACCUCGUGUUUGAGUGGCUGGAAGAUGCUCCUGCUGUCCAAGUGGCUGAGGGGCUGACUCUGCCCCAGUUUAUCUUGCGGGAUGAGAAGGAUCUAGGCUAUUGUACCAAGUACUACAACACAGGGAAAUUUACCUGCAUCGAGGUGAAGUUUCACCUGGAGCGGCAGAUGGGCUACUAUCUGAUUCAGAUGUACAUCCCCAGCCUACUCAUCGUCAUCCUGUCCUGGGUCUCCUUCUGGAUCAACAUGGAUGCCGCCCCUGCCCGUGUGGGUCUGGGCAUCACCACCGUGCUUACCAUGACAACCCAGAGCUCUGGCUCUCGGGCCUCUUUGCCCAAGGUGAAGAGACAUGAGGAACUUGCUUGCCAUAGAGCCCCCCAUUUCCCAUACCCCCUGCUCCCUCAUAGUCCCCAUUUACCUUGGAUAUAA